AUGGCCAACAUCUUGAUCCACCGGUUCGACAAGGCACAGGACAGUAGGAUGCUGUCUCCCGGAGAGUGGUGGUUGAGGAUAACGCUCAAACAAACAGUUUUGGGGCUAUCGUCUUUGGAAAGAACAAUGGCUAGGCAGAGAUCGAGGGUGCGAUGGAUCAAGGAAGGUGAUGCCAAUACACGCCUAUUCCAUGCGGUGGCGAAUGGCAGGAGAGCUCGAAACUUUAUACCCAGCAUCAAGCACAAUGAGGAGCACAUCACGGAUCAGAGUAAAAUUCAGGACGUGUUUGACGAGGCAUACAGAGGACUGCUGGGACAGAUCCAGAACAGGGAAUGUGAUCUCGAUUUAGAGGCCCUAGGUCUGCCAGAUAUGUCUAAACAUCUACAAGACUUGGGCAACAUCUUCUCUGAAGAGGAGGUCUGGCAGGUGAUCAAGGAAUUGCCGGCGGACAGAGCGCCUGGCCCUGACGGCUUCGUCGGAGCUUUCUAUCAUCAAGCUUGGGGAACGAUCAAGUUUGGGAUUAUGGAUGCAAUUCUCAAGCUCUUUGUGGGAGAUGGGCGUGCUUUUGGUAAGCUUAACAGAGCUCUGAUAACAUUGAUUCCUAAGAAACCGGAUGCACGGGAGGUGGGUGAUUUUCGACCCAUAAGCUUGGUGCACAGCUUCGCGAAGCUCUUCUCGAAGCUUAUGUCAAAUCACCUAAGGCCAAAACUGGCGAUGUUGGUUAGCUGCAAUCAGUCAGCAUUCAUCAAAGGUCGGAAUCUGCACGACAAUUUCAUCCUAGUUCGCCAACUCGCCAGAAAAAUCUAUAGCCGUAAGGAGGUUGGAGUGUUACUAAAGCUAGAUAUUUCCCGUGCUUUUGAUUCCUUUUCCUGGGGCUUUCUUUUGGAAAUCAUGAGAAGAAUGGGCUUCCCAGAUAUCUGGAUUAGAUGGACGGCUAUUGCUCUUCGAACAGCCAGUACCAAGGUUAUGGUCAAUGGGAGCCCGGGGAGGAAGAUUGCACAUGCUAAGGGCUUGCGCCAAAAAGACCCUCUGUCUCCCCAGUUGUUUGUGCUCGCUAUGGAGGUUGUGACAGUUCUUUUCAGAAGGGCAGCUGAUCAUGGACUCCUCUCGCCGUUGGGGAGCUGCACUCAGGUCCAGAGGCUUUCCAUCUUUGCUGACGAUGUGGUUAUUUUCGUGAAGCCUACCAUGCAGGACUUGGUGACAGUUCGAGAGCUCCUAAGGGUUUUUGGAGAGGCGUCAGGGUUGCGCGUGAAGUACAACAAGACAGCUGCAACACUCAUUCGUGGAGGGGAAGCUGAGCAGCACUUGGUGACAGAAGUGCUGCAUUGUCAGUUAUCUGAGUUUCCAAUCAAGUAUCUUGGGCUGCAAUUAGCACUUCGGCCGCUAACAAAAGCACAAUGGAUGCCAAUGCUUGAGGCAGCCCUAAAAAUUGUGCUAGCAUGGCAGCGUGGCUUAAUUAACAAGCAGGGCAGGCUGGUCCUUGUUCAGGCAGUUAUGUCAGCGCGACCUAUUCAUCAUCUUCUGGUCAUGGAUGCUCUUGUUUGGGUUUUCGAAGAACUCGACAGAAGGUUUAGGGGAUUCCUGUGGGCUGCCAAGGAGCGUGCCAAUGGAGGACAAUGCCUAGUGGCAUGGGAACAAGUUUGCAAGCCCAAGGAAUUUGGGGGGCUGAGUAUCAGGAACCUACGAUUGCAUGGAUUGGCACUUAGGCUGAGGUGGGAGUGGCUUAGGCGCGUCGACCCCAACAGGUCCUGGCAUGGCUUGCCAAUGAUCAAGGACGACAAGGCUCGGGCCGCCUUUGAUAGCCUGAUUCGUAUUGAGGUUGGAGACGGAAAGCAGGUCUUGUUUUGGGUUGAUCGAUGGAUCCAGGGGAGAACUGCAGCUGAUAUUGCCCCUGGCAUCACGAUGUAUGUGCUACAGCGAGCACGCAACGCAAGGACUGUGGAGCAAGUCAUGCACAACAACAUGUGGAUGCUGGAUAUUCAAGGGGGAGCAUCAGAUUCGUCCUGGACGAAGCAAUCUGGCAUUGCAAGGCUGCACCUAAGAGCAAGCUCUUUUGCUGGUAGGCAGCUCGGCACAGGAUCUGGACAUCUGAUCGAGGAGGAUACGGCCGAGCACAUCCUUAUGCAAUGUGUUUGCGCCCGGGAAGUAUGGCACUACUGUCAGCAGGAGCUCAAAGUUCAGUUUGAAAUCCCAACGCUUGACAGUACCCUCCAAGACUGGUGGAUGAGGGAGCGAGCAAGAUUCAGAGACAAGAACAGAAAAUGGUUCGAUGGUCUGGUCUGCACGUCGCUGGGCUCGGAGAUCAGCAGCUUCACGGGGACUUGCAUCCGCGACGAGCGCAGAGGCAGAGCCCGGACCAACACCGGCAACCGGAGGAGGCUAGCGGCCAGUGCGCCGAAUACUGGUAUCACGACUCACGAGAGACAGAGGAGUGCGGGCCAGCGGCUGCCGCUAGUCACACAUGUUAAUUACUGGGAUUCCUGCGGCGGCCCUCCUAACUAUGCGGGCCUGUGCGGCAGAACGCGGGACUCCCGCAGGCAGUCCCACUUGCACCCUGAGGCGGACCUGCUCCCGUUUCUCCGUGCCGCCCCCGUCAAGUACCGCUUCGCCAAACACCGCGCCGCCGCUCUACAGGGUUCCGUCGCGGAGGGCGGCUACGCGCGCGCCUGCGCCUCCGACGACCGCGAGCACCGCCGCCGCGGCAAGUCGUUCCCCGUGCAGGCGUUGUCGGCGCUGCAGUUCGAGGAGCACGCGGGGGCGGCAUCGAAGAGCCACAACGACCGCAUCUUCCUCCUCCCCGACGGCAAAUCGCUCCACCGCCUCUUCCACGAGCUCAGGGACGUGCCCGCCGAGGCCGCCGGGGUGCCGAUGACGGUGCCCGCCGCGCCCCCGGCCAGCGCCGAAUCGGACAUGCUUCUUCAGGCCAGCGACGUGACGGUGGAGCAGCAGGCCCCUUCGGACGCCGCGGCGCAGGAGGCUCACACCGAGGACAUGCUCACCGAGGAGGAGAAGGCCGGCUUGUCCCUCCUCGACCUCUGCGGACGUAAUCCAGAGUCGGAUCCUAUGGGUGGCAUUCAAUGGCCUUCUCAGAUCCACCACGGCUUGAGUUUGAUAGACGCUGCGCAGCAGAUUGAGAAUGCGGCCCGUGGCGACCAUGAGAUGCCUGAUGUGGUCGACGUAAGGAUUACGGGUGAAGAGCAGCACAGGGACAAUGACUUGUCCACAGCCACUCAAGUCCAAGUGCAAGUCAUGGAAGCCAAGCGAGAAAGUCGGCCAGCGCGAGUGAAGCAAACAAAGCAUCGGCCAGAGCGAGUGUUGAAGAAGAAGUAUCGGCAAGUGGCAGAUACCAAGUUGGCAGAAACCAAGUAUAAGCCAGAUAGUUUACUUAGGGAGGUCAGAGGGUUGCUAUUCACCGGCCUUCUUGAAGGUUUCAGAGUGACCUACAGGAGGGAUGGGGUGGAGAUGCCUGGACGAAUAAACGGACAGGGAUAUUCCUGUGGUUGCUCACGAUGUGGUUACAGUACUAUAUUGAAUGCUUGUGAGUUUGAGAAGCAUGCUCGCAAGUCUACAAACAACCAAAACGAUCACAUUUUCUUGGAGACUGGAGUUUCUCUCUAUAGGUUGAUACAGCCACUUAAAUAUCAAAGACUCGACUUGCUUGGGGACUUGAUUGAAGAACAGACUGGUCUCCCUCCAAAUAUGAUUGAAUAUGAAAAGUGGAAAGCUUCUUUUCAAGUGGAAGUGGAAUAUAAUGAUUCAGGUGCUGCAGCUUCAGAUUCUUGUUCAACUCAACGUUCACAGGAGUCUCCGGCAGGACUGACAACUCAUGUAACUAGAGCCACUACUUCGACAAGUGCCUUGAAAAUUUUUACUAGCGAUCCCAUCCCAAACCUGGACUGGAGUGCAUUCAGGAGGCCGCGUUGGCAGUAUAAACAAGGAAGCAGUAAAACUUCAGCUCCAACCCUGAGUAGACGUCCUGGGAAAGAAACUUUCGGUCUAUCUACAAGAACUUCGAUGGAGACUGACGCUGAAGAAACUCCUGGCAAAAACGCCUUAGGUCCACUCAGUUCUGAGGUUAUAAAGCCCAAUUUCAGGAGGCCACGGUGGCAGUAUAAACGAGGAAGCACUGAAUCUUCAGCUCCAACCUUGAGCAGAAGCCCUGAGAAAGGAACUUCAGAUCUAUCUACAGGAAUUUCAAUGAAAAGUGACACUGAAGAAACUCCUAGCAAGAAAACCGCAGGUCUACUCAGUUGUGAGGUUAUGAAGCCCAAUUUUGCUGCACCUGCUGCAGUAAUAUCACCGGCUUUACCAAGUCCAGUUUCAGUCGUUCAAGAGCCACCCUCAGAUCACAGUGUGGAGCCAAAGGCAAAAGAGUCACGGACAUCAAAAGUGAGGGAUAACACUUUGCACCCGCUGGUCUUCAAGGAGGGUGGCCUUCCAGAAUUUACUUUAUUGACGUAUAAGUUGAAGCACGGAGAGGUUCUAAAGCAAGGCUAUAAACGGGGUUCAUGCAUAGUCUGUGAUUGCUGCAAUGAAGAGCUUACUCCUUCACAAUUUGAAGACCAUGCUGGAAUGGGGAAAAGACGACAACCGUAUCGUAACAUUUAUACUCUAGAAGGAUUGACACUUCAUGAGCUGGCACUAAAAUUGCAAGACAGUCUAAAUUCAAAUGGAGUCAGCAGCGUUGAUUUCUCCGACAUUGAUGACCCCCCUAACCUUGCUUCUUCAGGUUGUAGCAAAGAACGUUCCACCACCAGCAGACCUAUUAUUGUUCCACUCAAACGGACAUUACAAGAAAUAAUUGUUAUAGAGAGCUGCCAUUUGUGUGGUGAUGCCUUUACGACAGUUGGAAAAAUCAGUGAAGACAUGAUCAUCUUCUGUAACCAGUGCGAGAGACCGUGCCAUGUUAAAUGCUACAAUAAUGGGCUUCAAGAAAAGAAGGCACCUCUGAAUGUUUUGGGAGAAUAUAUGAAGUUUCACUUCUGCUGCUGUAGAAAAUGCCAGUUACUUCAUGCUUCUUUGCACCAACUGCUGAACAACCGUGAAAAGAUCAGGCAUCAAAGGUCCAAUGUUUGUUGGCACCUUUUAAGUGGAAUGAAUCUGAGGCGCGAUGUGCAGCAUUACAUGAAUCAGAUUAUCGGAAUCUUCAAAGUUGCAUUUCCUGAAACAGAUGGCCAUGAGAGUGAGGUCAUCCAAGAUAUGGUUACUGCCACGGGUUUAAGCAGCGGAAAGAAGGAUUUUAGAGGAGUGUAUUGUGCAGUGUUGACCACAAGCAGUAAACUGGUUUUGUCAGCUGCAAUUCUGAAAGUGCACACGGAAGAAGUUGCAGAACUUGUCCUUGUUGCUACACAUGCUGAGUACAGGAAUAAGGGCUACUUCAGACUUCUCCUAAGGCAAAUUGAGGCACAUCUGACAGCCCUGAAUGUUCGACUUCUCACGGCUCCUGUUGAUCCUGAAAUGGCCUCAAUCUGGUCGAAGAAGCUUGGCUUCACCGUUUCAACGGACGAAGAGAAGGAGUCACUGCUGGAGAAACACCCUCUGGUGAUGUUUCAGGACCUGAUAUUGAUGCAGAAACCACUUGCUAGCAAGCAGCCUGAUCCCGUGGUUUCAACAACCCAAGUUAUAAUUACAGAGCCGGGUGAUCCCGUGGUUUCAACAAACCAAGUUACAGUUACAGAGCCAAGUGAUCCCGUGGUUUCAACAAACCAAGUUACAAUUACAGAGCUGAGCGAUCCCAUGGUUUCAACAAACCAAGUUACAAUCACAGAGCUGAGUGCAGAGUUUUCAUAGUUUACACCGCCAGACGGGUGAUUAGAAGCUCAACCUUUGUAGAGAUCUCUAGUGCAGUAGCUUAUAGGUUAAUUAUGCGCCCAUCGCAUCGGCCGAGUGGGUGCAACAUGCCGCGCAUGUGCUUGAUAUCUCUUGCCGCACGUGUCAAGUUUAGAUGUGAUGGCAGAUGCUCUUGCCCGAGCGGUCUCAGGUGCAUAACUUAUGGUCUGUAAACUCAGUUCAGUUUAGCAGAUUGUGUAGCUGAUGUCAAUAUCCGUUGCAAUUGCACGUGUACUAGUCGUGUUGGUGUAAAUUUUGCA
Molecule: messenger RNA, 6089 nt
Organism: Lolium rigidum
Lineage: Eukaryota; Viridiplantae; Streptophyta; Magnoliopsida; Poales; Poaceae
Exons: 25
Coding region: 1-5790 (1929 amino acids)
Molecular function (GO): acyltransferase activity, transferring groups other than amino-acyl groups
Source: RefSeq, a predicted model, not a curated record